Molecule: messenger RNA, 177 nt
Organism: Schizosaccharomyces osmophilus
Lineage: Eukaryota; Fungi; Ascomycota; Schizosaccharomycetes; Schizosaccharomycetales; Schizosaccharomycetaceae
Product: SERF family protein, 4F5S-like protein, implicated in mRNA splicing
Exons: 4
Coding region: 1-177 (58 amino acids)
Source: RefSeq, a predicted model, not a curated record
AUGUCUCGUGGUAACCAGCGUGAGACUGAUCGUGUCCGUAAUGCCAAAAAGCAACAGGCAGGUAAAAAGAAACAGGACGGAAAUCCUGCCAAACGUCUUGAAGCCCAGGCUGAAAUUAUGAGAGCAAAACAACGUGCUGCUGAUGAGAAAAAGGGAGCUACUGGUUCCCAAAAGUAG